This is a messenger RNA of Strongylocentrotus purpuratus (purple sea urchin), 3497 nucleotides long. Its product is annotated as tenascin-N-like. The transcript is spliced from 15 exons. The coding region runs from base 190 to 3495 and encodes 1101 amino acids. Gene Ontology annotation, molecular function: protein binding. The record is from RefSeq and is a predicted model, not a curated record. NCBI's taxonomy places the organism in Eukaryota, Metazoa, Echinodermata, Echinoidea, Camarodonta, Strongylocentrotidae.
CGUUUCCUACGCCUGAGGGUCAGACGACGCAGCCAGGGCUUGGACACUGGACCAGACGGAGACGAAUUCUUGAUUCCGACGGACGCCUGUCCGGAGUAUACCUUCAAUAAUCUUCUACCAGACACGGACUACGCCGUGGAUGUGAACACUGUCGCUGAGGAUGAACGCACAGAGAGCAGUCCGAGUACAAUGGAUGUAACAACGCCACCUAUGCAGGAAGGUGAAAUUUCUUUCAACGGGAUCACGACCACGUCAAUCAAUUUCUCAUGGGGUAUGGUCUCGGCCGAUACCAACGGACCCUUCGACUUCUACCUUCUGAACUUGAAGAACGAGUUGAGCAUCGAUAUCCACAACGUCCAGGUGAAUACCAGUGAGACUAGAGAGCAUACCUUUAGCGGUUUGAUGCCAGGCAGGCUGUACAGGGUGGAGCUGAUUGUCAACAGUUUCAGACAGAGAAGUGCAGCCAUGUACACCCGCCCAGAUAAACCAACCGACAUCAUGCUCUCUGACAUCACAACAACGAGUCUCACCAUCGACUGGAAAGCACCGCUUACCAGCCAUCAAGGUUUCAGGCUCUGCUGGGCUUAUGGCGAGACCAACACGCUGGAGCUUGGACCAGCUAUCAUGGAACGAACGCUGUCAGACUUGGAAGCAGGAGCCGAGUAUCUGAUUUCACUCACUGCUGUCGUUGGCACGGGGACUGACCAGAUCACUAGCGAGAAGUUCACUACCAUUGUCACCUUAUUCCCACCUGCUGAGCUCCACGUCAACAUAACCAGCUUCAACACCACCACACUCUCCAUAGUUUGGGGGACAGACAUCACUCUCUUGGACGUCAGCAGUUACAUGGUCAGCUACUGGGAGACUGCCAACAACGGGUCAGUCCAGGACAUCACGGUGGACGAUCCUAGCCAGACCGACUACACCAUCGACGGUCUGGUGCCAGGCACUCGGUAUUGUUGCAUGGUGGAUGCUCUGGGAACUGUUCGGGCAGUCACCUCCAUCGGAGCCACACAGUACACAAUUCCUCGUCAACCAUCCAGCUUCGUGGAUACUCUGGUCACAGCAGAUGAGAUCUCUCUCUCCUGGCUUCGUCCUCCAUCAGGCAACUUUGAUAGCUAUGAACUCUCCUAUACCCCAGAGAAUGGUGCUAAGGUCACCUUGCCUGACCUAGCAGCAGAUGAGAACAGUUUGGUCCUGGAAAACCUUGGUACAGCCACCGAGUACAUCAUUCUGCUACGCACCAGGGCUGGACUAAACACCUUCAGUGAGCCUCUGGAGUUGACUGUUACUACAAGGUCUGCUCUCCUAGCCCUACAACCUAUACCCGAUCCCACGUCUGAUGUCUCCCUAGACUGGGACCAAGAAGCGGGAUCUAUUCAGAGGUACAUUUUGACCUAUGACCCCAACAACGGUGACCCAAUCUCUCCCAUCAGGACCGGUAUACCUGGCCCUGUCUCCAUUUCAGGACUGAUGCCUGGUUCUCAAUACACCUUCCGUCUCUUCUCGGUCCUUACCACCAAUGUUCAGUUCCUGUCCAGCAGUGUCUCCCAUGUCACGACCCCUCAGCCUCCAGGCAAUGUAGCAGUAACGGAGGAGACGACCUCCACCAUUACACUGAGCUGGUCUCCACCUAGCCAGGAGCAGUUCUUUGGAUACAUCUUGGAGUACGAAGGGACUGGUUUUUCAACGGAGCUUGGUCGCACCCCUGCUACCAGUUUCUUACCCCGUCAUCAGGAAUCUGUAACCCUUAAGGGACUGACUCCAGGCAUUUCCUACAGCAUUAAAAUCUCUUCAUUUGUGGAGUAUGAUGAUGUGACGACUCGCAGUAACAUUGUGACAAGUCUCGGUACCACAAUGAGUACAUCUAGUCUGAACAUCGUAGCCAAGUUUGUGAAUCAGACUUCGUUUACCAUUGAAUGGCAGCCGGCUGUUGGAGCCUCAAGCUACGUCACACGGGUGUCUGAGGUGACAGGUGUGGAGAUUUCAUCAGUAACCAACGUCAAUGGGGACUAUGAGAGAACUGAGCAUCGCUUGGUACCAGGAAGGAAUUAUCAGAUCGAAGUCUCUGCAACGGGAACUGGGCAAAGUGAUACAGUUGAACAAAGAACAUUACCAAGUGCAGUGAGUGAUGUUGAUGUCGUGCCGGAGGCAGUGGCGUUGACUUUGUCCUGGGAUCCUGUGUUUGGAGAUGUGGAUGGCUACUAUGCUUUCUACCAACUCAAGGAGGAUCCUUAUCAAAUAUCUGAUCUGUUCUAUGUCAGUGAUCCGUCAAAUCCAAUGGUACGACUUACAGGGCUGAGUCCUCUCUCAGAGUACAUCAUUACCGUGACAUCAUUUUCUGGUUCUGGUAGUGAUCAAGAGAUAAGCUCUUCUACUUUUGAAGCCUCUACAGUGAAUUACAGCCCAGCUGAGAUUGUGAUCGAAACCGUAACAAGCACAAGUAUUGCUUUAUCUUGGGGUGCUUCUAUAAGUCCGACAGCGUCCAGUUACGUGAUCGAGGUGUCAGAUGCAGGGAACGUGGUGCAUAGCACCAGCAGAGCAUUAUCCCAGUCUAGGUUUAUCAUCUUCACUAGCCUGACACCCGGCACACUCUAUACCAUCAGGAUUACAGUGACUGGAAGUAGUGAGCAGGAUAUAGAGACUGCACUUACAGUGCCUACUGCACCCAGGAGUCUGUCUACAGACUCUAUUUCUCAGUCCAUCGUCACCGUGUCCUGGUCUCAGGGUCUUGGCAACGUGGAUGAGUAUGACAUCUACCUGAGGCAAGCAGGAGAAUCAGAGAUGCCUGCUCAAAUCGUACCUCCCUCUCAGCUUACUCAAACAUUUGAAAACCUUGAGCCUGCUACUGACUAUUCUAUGAGAAUCAUUUCUGUUGUUAGGGCUCAGGACUUGGAACAAAGGAGCAUACCUGCAGUAACUAAUUUCACCACCCAACCUAGGAUCAUCAACGUGGCAGAAACUGGAAGAAAUCUAAGGCUGUUCUGGGCCAAUGAUUUUGGAAAUGACAUCCUGAAAUACCAACUUAUCUACAUCGAAGAUAAAGAGGGAGCAACCUCUAAUUCUGAGUUUGUUAGUCCUAGUGAUGCGCCAUCGGUCACCCUUAUGAACCUGAUGCCGGGCCAAACGUACACGUUGAUCUUGACGGCUGUCCGCACUUCAGGAAACCGUGCUCAGAUUGCAUCCACCACUUACACUCUAAAACCUUUACGACCUACGUUCACUGUUAAUCGUCGCUCUCCAUCCGCUGUCAGCCUUCUUGGAAACCUGCUUGGUGGCAUCCUGAAGUUCUUCCGUAUCAGGGUUAAUCGUCAAGGUACCGGAGCAGGAGCGGGCACGCCUAUCGGCAUCGAUGUCUUGAUCCCAGUAGAAGCGUGCCCUGAAAUAGAGCUUACCGGUCUCAUACCUAACACAGACUAUCACGUCACUCUCCAAGCAGAGUCCAGUGUUGCCUCUAGCGAUCUUGAAAUUAUUACAUUCACUACACGUAAGUAAAG